Monodelphis domestica (gray short-tailed opossum) is the source of this 953-nucleotide messenger RNA. RefSeq names its product protein phosphatase inhibitor 2-like. Gene Ontology annotation, molecular function: protein phosphatase inhibitor activity. Gene Ontology annotation, biological process: regulation of signal transduction. The record is from RefSeq and is a predicted model, not a curated record. NCBI's taxonomy places the organism in Eukaryota, Metazoa, Chordata, Mammalia, Didelphimorphia, Didelphidae.
ACCAGCAGUCACAGAUCAACCGGGGAGGAAGCCCAAACAUACCAUCUUGUGGCUCCUCAGAGCUGCAACCCAAGCUCCAGUAGCCAGAGGCGAUUGAGCCGCCCAAGCCCAGGAGACUACCUCACACCGCUACCAUCACUAGAACUAUCACCACCACCUAUCUGUCUCUAGUAACCAAGUGAGCCUUGUCAUCCGUGAGUAACCGGGGCUCCUUGGCGCCUCCUCCUGCCUCCACCUCCUCUCUCCUCACCAUCUACCAUCUACCAUCGAUCCAACAGAGCACCAAUGGAAACUUUCACCACCAAACACAGACCCAUCAAAGGCAUCUUGAAAAAGAGCAGCCCUGGGAGUCCUAUCUUGUCAACUAUGGGAACGGGUGCCGGCGCCGUGAGAGGUGAGGAGUUCAGUAAGAAAUCCCAGAAGUGGGAAGAAUUGGACAUCUUAGCAACAUACCACCAUAAAGAUAAGAACUAUGAACCCAUGAACAUCGAAGAGCAAAACCCAUCGAGCCACGGCGACCCGGAAGACUCCGAAGAAGAAGACGACGACGACUACGACGACAUCAGGUACUCGGCCAUCCCACACGCCAUCACCCCAGAGCUGCUGAGCCAGAGGCUAGAGAAUGACCAGGACAUAGAGUACAUGCUUCUGUUCAGGGAGAGUGAGAGCAGUGAGGAUGAGGAAGACCACAAGAGGCGGUUCGAGCUCAAAAGGAAGCUCCACUACCGAGAGGGGCUGAACAUCAAGUUUGCUCAGCAGCUGGCUAUGAAAGAGGACGAUUCACAAGACCAGGAGAUGACUGACCUUUCUGAGGUAGACAACAUGGCAAUGGAGGCGUGGCACACCACAGCGCCCAACGAGAGCAUCCAAGACUCUGAGAUGAAUUCUGAUCUGUGAAUUGAGUUGUUUUGCCCCACCUGAAAACCAUGAUAAACGAGCUCAUGUUCUCUGCA